Molecule: messenger RNA, 1635 nt
Organism: Talaromyces atroroseus
Lineage: Eukaryota; Fungi; Ascomycota; Eurotiomycetes; Eurotiales; Trichocomaceae
Exons: 2
Coding region: 1-1635 (544 amino acids)
Biological process (GO): transmembrane transport
Molecular function (GO): transmembrane transporter activity
Source: RefSeq, a predicted model, not a curated record
AUGGUAGACGAAAGCUUUCCAAUCCCUGGAACAGUCCAGCAGGUGGACGUGAAUCACAAUCUGCGCCUGCGCCAUGGCGAAGGUCAAAAAGAUAUCGUUCUGAUUCCCCAGCCCAGCUCGCACCCAGACGAUCCCCUAAACUGGUCCUACAAGCGCAAAACUUUGAAUAGUUUCUGCCAAAUGGCCUGGUGUUUCUUUGCUGCAGCUCUGAUCAGUGGUCUCUCUCCAUCCUACCUCCUAAUCUCAGACGACACGGGAAUUUCUGUGGCUGACCUCAGCACUGGCAAUGGCAUCAUGUAUCUCUUCAUGGGCUGGGGCACAUUGCUCACCCAAAAUCUAGCACAGAACUGGGGUCGUCGUCCCGUGCUUGUCAUUGGCCUGUUGGGUGCCUCGUUGCUGACAAUCUGGUCGGCAUAUAUCCAGAGUGUUGGCGAAUGGUACGCCAACCGAGUCUUGAUAGGCAUCUUCAUUUCCCCACAGGAGGCUCUCAUUGAACUCUGUAUCUCAGAUGUUCAGUUCACUCACGAUCGUGGGUUCCAUAUGGGCAUAUAUAACUGGACUUUGUGGUGCGGUGCCUUCUUGGCUCCCAUUGCCGGUGGCUUCGUUGCCGAUAGCCUGGGUUGGAGAUGGAUCCAGUAUAUUCUGGCCAUCAUCUGUGCUUGCGUGUCAAUCUUUAUUUUCUUUGCAUUCGAGGAAACCAUGUUUUUUCGCAAGGCUAGCAUCAAUAGCCAGGAAACUAUCAUGACUGCAGAACCGUCCCUGUCUUCAUCUUCAUCCGUCGAUGCUGAAAAGGGAAUCAACAACCCCCAGGUCGACAUUUCCAGCACCACCACCACUCCCACCUCAUCCGAAUCGUCAUUAACCAAGAACUAUGCGCAGAAACUCAAGCUAUGGGGACUGCGCAGCCCCGAACAACCUUAUACAUUCUUACGCUCGAUAUACCUUUCGUUCCGCUUGCUUCUAUUUCCUACCCAUAUCUUCUCUGGUUUACUUGUCGGUUGCAUCCUGGCCUGGUAUAAUGUACUGGGUGGCUCCCUCGCCGAGGUCCUUGGUGGAGCACCUUACAACUUCACCACGGACCAGAUUGGUCUGACAUACUUUGCCAGCGUCAUCGGUGUCUCCGUUGGCUGUUACUUUAGUGGUUGGAUGAGCGACAUCCUCGCUAUCAGACUUGCUCGCCGACGCCAGGGAAUCAAGGAGCCCGAGGAUCGCCUGUGGAUGGCACUUAUUGCCGUUUUUGCCCACCCUUUGGGCUGUCUUUUGUACGGCGUCGGUGCAAGCCACCAUAUACACUGGAUUGGCGUCGUCAUUGGAGUGGCUUUCCUAUGUCUUACCCUGCCCAUGGGCUCCGGUUUGGCCAUCACGUACAUUAUUGACAGUCAGAAGGAGCUUGCUGGUGAAUCCAUCGUGACCGUCAUUUUGAUUCGUAACACUAUUGGCUUUGCAUUUGCCUACGCUGUGAAUCCAAUGAUAGACAAUAUGGGCCUGCAGAAUACUUUUAUCCUUAUUGCUGUGCUCGGUGUCUUCUUUUGGUGUGGUUGCUUCCUGUGGAUUUGCGUUGGAAAGUCGGCUCGUAGAUUCAUUGCAGAGCCCUACUGGGCAAUUGUCAGGAAGCAUGGCCUGACGGCUCAUUAA